Molecule: messenger RNA, 1116 nt
Organism: Talaromyces rugulosus
Lineage: Eukaryota; Fungi; Ascomycota; Eurotiomycetes; Eurotiales; Trichocomaceae
Exons: 2
Coding region: 1-1116 (371 amino acids)
Biological process (GO): L-homoserine biosynthetic process; aspartate family amino acid biosynthetic process
Molecular function (GO): NADP binding; aspartate kinase activity; homoserine dehydrogenase activity
Source: RefSeq, a predicted model, not a curated record
AUGCCUUCGAAACAAAUCUACCUCGGCGUCAUCGGCGUCGGCGGCGUGGGAACUUCAUUCCUCCAACAGCUCUCAAAACUCCCCAGUCCUCCUACACUCGUCCUCCUGGCACGCUCUUCGCAAACCCUCCUCUCCCCAGCACCCGCAUACUCCCCGGCCAUCCCAGCAGGCGACUGGCAAACCGCGUCAGCGAACCCCUCCCUCACCAAAUCCGGCGCCCUGAGCCCCUCAGAAAUCGUAUCCUACCUCUCCUCUGCGCCCAGCGGCAGCCGCUCCGUGCUCGUCGACAAUACUUCGGACCCAGCCCUGGCCAGCGCAUACCCGCAGUUCCUCAAGGCCGGCAUCUCCGUCGUGACGCCCAACAAAAAGGGCUUUUCGUCGGACCUGUCGCUGUGGAAGGACAUCUUUGCCUCUGCGGCUAGCGGUGGCGCGCUUGUCUACCAUGAAAGCACCGUUGGCGCGGGCCUGCCGGUCCUUUCAACCCUGCGUGAUCUCGUCGCGACGGGCGACCAGGUAACUCGCAUCGAAGGCGUAUUUUCUGGCACACUGUCCUUUCUCUUCAACACAUUCGCACCUGUGUCAGCGUCAAGUGAAGCAAAAUGGAGCGAUGUCGUCAGCCAGGCCAAGGAUCUGGGCUACACCGAACCAGACCCGCGCGACGACCUGAACGGCAUGGACGUUGCACGCAAACUCACCAUUUUGGCACGAAUCGUGGGGCUGCAGGUUCAAAGCCCAGAGUCUUUCCCCAUCGAGUCCCUGAUCCCCGCCGAACUGGCCUCGUUGCCGGGCACAGCUGCCGGUAUUCAGGAAUUCAUGACCCGUUUGCCAGAAUUUGACGGACAGAUGACUGCGCUGAAAGAACAGGCUGAGAAGGCUGGCAAAGUGGUGCGGUAUGUCGGUAGCAUUGACGUUGCCAAGAACGAGGUCAAGGUGGGACUACAGCAAUUUGACAAGGACAGCGCAAUUGCGGGGCUCAAGGGCAGUGACAAUAUCAUCAGCUUUUAUACGCAGCGCUACGGCAGUAACCCGCUGAUUGUCCAGGGUGCUGGUGCCGGCGGUGAAGUCACAGCGAUGGGUGUUUUGGCGGAUCUGAACAAGGUUUUGGAGAGGCUGUAA